AUGAGCUUCCCUUCGAGGUCGGUGGCGGCGGCUGAGCUCUACGGUGACAGCACCUCACCGCUGUCUCUGGACUCCAGCGUCUUCUUCAGCGAGACGACGGCGUCCUGCGUCAGAGACGUUGACGUCUUCAUCAUCAACGUCGGAGGGAGUCGCUACUCACUGACCCAGGAGCUGCUGGCCUCCCACCCAGAGACCCGGCUGGGGAGACUGGCCUCCUGCAGCCGGGACUCGGCUCUGGAGCUCUGCGACGACGCCGACCUCCUGGACAACGAGUUCUUCUUUGACCGAAAUUCACAGACCUUCCAGUACGUGAUGAACUUCUACCGGACGGGUCACCUGCACGUCCGGGAGGAGCUGUGUGAGGUCUCCUUCCUGCAGGAGAUCGAGUACUGGGGCAUCGAGGACGUUCGGAUCCACCCUUGCUGCCGCGAGCGUUACUAUCGCCGCAAGGAGCAGAAGGAGAGCUUCGACGUUCAGGGAGAGUUUGAGGCUGAAGCUGAUGAAGAGGAUUUUAUCGGCGCCGUCCUCCCUGCUCUCCGCAGACGCCUUUGGGACCUUCUGGAGAAACCUGACUCGUCACGGGCGGCUCGCACCUUCAGCUCACUGUCCAUUCUCCUCGUGGGGCUGUCGCUGAUCAACAUGGUGCUCAUCUCGCUGGACUUCGGGGAGGACGUGGGAGUGAGGGACGAGGGAGUUAGCGCACCGCUACUGUUCGAUGCCCUGGAGUACGUGUGCGUGGUGUGGUUCACGGGCGAGCUGGCACUUCGGUUCCUCUGUGUGAGGGAUAAGUUUCGGUUCAGCCAGAACGUCCUCAACGUGAUCGACCUGCUGGCCAUCCUGCCCUUCUACGUGACGCUGGCAGUGGAGAGCCUCCAUGGAGGAACCAGCGAGCUGGAGAACAUGGGCCGGGUGGUGCAGGUCCUCCGUCUCCUCAGGUCCCUCCGCAUGCUGAAGCUGGGACGACACUCGACAGGUAAACACGGGUCUAUGCCCUUUACUCUUUGA
Messenger RNA from Pleuronectes platessa (European plaice), 1005 nucleotides. It is a transcript of the gene kcnv1, whose product is annotated as potassium voltage-gated channel modifier subfamily V member 1. The transcript is spliced from 2 exons. Gene Ontology annotation, cellular component: voltage-gated potassium channel complex; membrane. Gene Ontology annotation, molecular function: protein binding; voltage-gated potassium channel activity. The coding region runs from base 1 to 1005 and encodes 334 amino acids. NCBI's taxonomy places the organism in Eukaryota, Metazoa, Chordata, Actinopteri, Pleuronectiformes, Pleuronectidae. The record is from RefSeq and is a predicted model, not a curated record. Gene Ontology annotation, biological process: protein homooligomerization; potassium ion transmembrane transport.